Molecule: messenger RNA, 1465 nt
Organism: Nothobranchius furzeri (turquoise killifish)
Lineage: Eukaryota; Metazoa; Chordata; Actinopteri; Cyprinodontiformes; Nothobranchiidae
Gene: mpc2b
Product: mitochondrial pyruvate carrier 2b
Biological process (GO): pyruvate import into mitochondria
Cellular component (GO): mitochondrial inner membrane
Molecular function (GO): pyruvate transmembrane transporter activity
Source: RefSeq, a predicted model, not a curated record
CCCGCCUCAGACGGAAGGUUGUGUCAAACGGAAAGUCACCUCGUCGUGUCAGCUAGCCGGUGUUAGUUUUUCCCGUGGAAGGUCGAUAGUAGGGCAGUAGCGUCCUACUAACGCAAAACUCUCCCGUUAUUUACAGACGACCAAGUAAUAUAGUUCUGUGGCUGCCAAAGCAAACACCAUCCGAAUUUACCAGUUAGCUAGCUAGCUAGCUUCUUUAGUCGCUUCUUUCGUACCUGAAUAUCUCCAAUCAUGGCUGCGCUCAGAGCGUCCUACCGUAGGAUUUUGGACAGCAUCGAGCAUAUGCUGCCCGCCAAACUGAGACCUUUGUACAACCACCCGGCAGGUCCAAAAACAGUUUUCUUCUGGGCUCCGAUGUUUAAAUGGGGUCUGGUUCUUGCCGGUUUAGCUGACAUGACUCGACCAGCAGACAAACUCAGUACCUCCCAGUCUGGAGUGCUGACAGCCACUGGGCUCAUCUGGUCCAGAUAUUCUCUGGUUAUAAUCCCGAAGAACUGGAACCUUUUUGCUGUUAAUUUCUUCGUCGGUGGCGCGGGAAUUUCUCAGCUGUACAGGAUCUGGAGGCAUGAGCAAGAUAAGAAGGCACAGGCUAAAGAAGCUGCUCAGACCUCCUGAGGAUCGUCAUCCUGCUACGUUACUAAUGACUCACUUGGAGACUCUCACAUAAUCACCAUCAUCCUUCUCCAUCCCACGUUGUCUCCAUAACUUCCUCACCAUAACCACCUUCCACCGCAUCAAGCCUCAUAUCCCUGCAGGAAAUAUGCACUUUCCCCUAAGUACCACAUUUCCUCAGGGCGUUAACAAAGAGAACAUUUUUUCUUAAACUAAUUAAGAAUGGUGAUCAUCAACGCACAAGUUCUACUUGCUCAUCAAGUUUUAUGAUUGUACAGCGUCUGACUUAACGUCAUGAUUUGUGUCUCAUUAGCUAGCUGGGAAAAGUUGCUUUUUCAAACGUUGUUCUUCAGGUGUAGUAAACUACCGCAGGCAGGUGUUUCCCAGAGGAUAAAAAUCAUAGCAUCUAGAUCUAUGUAGGAUGUGGUUUAGGAAAUGAAAUAAUCAAUUUAGUAAGAAUUUCAUCACAUAUUUUUUUUGGAGUCCAGACAACUGUACCUCAGCAGUCAAAUUAUCAUUGAUUAUCAUGUAUCCUUCCGUUUUAAUAGCUUUUUUUUUUAAUUUUAUCUGAGAACAAAUGUUUAUACUUAAAUUGUGAAACUGCAGCUCCCUCAUUGCAGCAAGUCCGUGAGUAAACAUUGGUACUUAUUCUAACAUAUUGCUGCCCUUUAAGUUAUUUUUGUGUAAAAUUGACACAAUAAUUUUGGUAUUUAUGUAUAAUCCCCAUAAUUUAGCAUUAAUUGUUUAAUUAUUCAGCAGACUGUUCAAAAGUAAACGACUGAGCCUUGAUCAUUAACUGAACUGUGUUGGUAAUAAAGAUUGUCCAACACCUUAA